Molecule: messenger RNA, 1675 nt
Organism: Helianthus annuus (common sunflower)
Lineage: Eukaryota; Viridiplantae; Streptophyta; Magnoliopsida; Asterales; Asteraceae
Product: HIPL1 protein
Exons: 5
Coding region: 38-1618 (526 amino acids)
Source: RefSeq, a predicted model, not a curated record
CUCAAGGACUUCUGUAACAUAUCAUUGCUCAAAUACAAUGACUGAAACAACUGAGAUCCUUUGCAUCUUCAUUCUCUUGCUUCUUCUUCUUCUUCUUCACCAUUCAUCGUCAUCAUCUCGUCCUAGUAAUGUAACCAUUAACUCGAACGCCCCUCAACCGCCAAAGGGUCUAUGUCUAGAAAAACUUGGAAACAGUUCCUACCUCUACAUGGUUCCACACCCAGACGGGUCAAACCGAGUUUUUGUAUGUAACCAACAAGGUAAAAUAUGGUUAGCCAUGGUUCCUGAGGUGGGUUCAUCACAAGGUUUGAUGAUAGAUGAAUCAUACCCGUUUCUUGACUUGAGGGAUCAAGUUAUAUUUGCAACCGGAAUGGGACUUACUAGCAUGGCUCUUCAUCCAAACUUCAAUGAAAAUGGGAGACUCUUUGUUGCUUUCAAUUGUGAUAAGUUUCAGCAGCCUGGAUGUGAAGGCAGAUGUUCUUGUAAUACGGAUGUCGGUUGUGAUCCUUCCAAGGUUGAGUCUCUUCAAGAAUCUUAUCCUUGCCAGUUUCAUCUUGUGAUCGCGGAGUUUAGCGCCAAUGGCACCACCUUCUCUUCAAAACUUUCAUGGAGGGGGCAUGCGAAUUCGGUUGAGGUGAGGAGGAUAUUUACAAUGGGACUCCCAUUUGAAGCAUAUCAUGCAGGCCAGAUUCUUUUUGGCCCUGAUGAUGGCUACUUGUAUUUCAUGAUUGGAGAUGCUUCACACGUUGCUGACCCGUAUAAUUUCGCACAAAACAAGAAAUCUUUGCUUGGAAAGAUAUUGAGGCUUGAUCUAGACAACAUACCGAAUGCGGAGGAAAUAAGUAGACUUGGCUUAUGGGGAAACUAUUCAAUACCAAAAGACAAUCCAUACACUACUGAUAAAGAACUUGAACCCGAGAUUUGGGCCUUGGGUCUUAGUAAUCCUUGGCGUUGCAGUUUCGACUCAGAAAAUCAUUCUCGCUUCAUAUGUGGAGAUGUUGGGAAGGAUCAAUAUGAAGAGAUUAACAUUAUCAAGAAAGGCGGAAACUACGGAUGGCGUGUAUAUGAGGGGCCCUAUGCCACUCAUCCAUCAUAUGCUCCUGGGGGGUACACUAAACCAACCUCCAUAACUACCAUAUUUCCUGUGACAGGAUACACACAUGAUAGUGUUGAUGCGAGCAAAGGCCCCGCCUCUGUCGUGGGUGGUUAUUUCUACCGUGGCGCUGCGGAUCCAUGCUUGAAUGGCUGGUACAUAUACACAGACUUGUACAGUUAUGACAUAUGGGCAGCUAUUGAGACCACUGAAAACAGUGAAAACUUCACCAGUUUCAGUGUCCCUUUUGGGUGUGCCCACGACUCACCAAUGGAAUGUGGGUUCAAACCGGGGGCUCACAACGUUCCUGACCUGGGUUACGUGCUAUCAUUAAGCGAAGAUAACAACAAAGACGUGUACUUGUUGACAAGCAAUGGUGUGUAUAGAGUUGCAGCCCCAAGUCGGUGCAGGUACCAUUGCUCCAAAGAAAGGUAUUCAAAUGUGACCAGAGUUGCAUCAUCUGGAAACUUAUUGCAGGCUGCAUCUUUAGUAGCAUGUUUCAUAUCUUUUAUGGUGGUUAUUUAAUAUAUAUAUAUUUUUAAAUUCUUGAUGUUAUUAUGAUGAUUCUGUUUAGUUUCUUUA